Dipodomys spectabilis (banner-tailed kangaroo rat) is the source of this 811-nucleotide messenger RNA. RefSeq names its product GrpE like 2, mitochondrial (gene Grpel2). The record is from RefSeq and is a predicted model, not a curated record. Gene Ontology annotation, molecular function: adenyl-nucleotide exchange factor activity; protein homodimerization activity; protein-folding chaperone binding. Gene Ontology annotation, cellular component: PAM complex, Tim23 associated import motor. Bases 57 to 734 code for a protein of 225 amino acids. The transcript is spliced from 4 exons. Gene Ontology annotation, biological process: protein folding; protein import into mitochondrial matrix. NCBI's taxonomy places the organism in Eukaryota, Metazoa, Chordata, Mammalia, Rodentia, Heteromyidae.
GCCUUUCCGCCGGGAGCCGGUGCGCACGCGCCGCUCGGGUCUUCUCGCGCCCUGACAUGGCCGCGCGGUCGCUGUGGGCGGUCCGGCGGCGGGUGCAGCGCCUCCUGGCCUCCUGCAUCCCGCCCGAUAGCAGGGAAUGGCUGCCCCCAUUCAGCACUGCCACCCAGAGAAAUGCUGGUGAGGACUGCAGUUCUGAGGACCCUCCUGUUGACCGUGGGCCCUCUCUUGCUGAGCAAGCCUUAAGGUUAAAAGCAGUUAAACUGGAGAAGGAAGUCCAGGAUUUGACAUUGAGGUACCAGAGAGCGGUAGCUGAUUGCGAAAACAUAAGGAGACGAACCCAGAGAUGUGUGGAAGACGCCAAGAUAUUUGGAAUCCAGAGCUUCUGUAAAGAUUUGGUGGAGGUGGCAGACAUCUUGGAGAACACUACUAAGUGCAUUUCUGAAGAAGUAGACCCUGAGGACCAGAAGCUCACUCUGGAGAAAGUCUUCCGAGGGUUGUCACUUUUAGAAGCUAAGCUGAAAAGUGUGUUUACCAAGCAUGGCCUGGAAAAGAUGGCACCCAUUGGUGACAAAUAUGACCCUCAUGAGCAUGAACUCAUCUGUCACGUUCCAGCUGGUAUUGGCGUGCAGCCUGGCACUGUGGCAUUAGUAAGGCAUGAUGGGUACAAACUUCAUGGUCGCACCAUUAGACUGGCCCAGGUGGAAGUGGCUGUUGAGUCUCAGAGAAGACUUUGAACAGGUCUUCAGGAACUGAAUGUUCACACAGUGCAGUCACCUGUUUCCUUUAUUUAUUAAAUUAGGUUUGUAUUGUA